ACUACAAAAAAAAAACUUUACGAAGCGUGAUGAAACAUGACAUGAUUUCUGCUUUGAAAUUUGAUGAUGUAUAACAUGGCGUCCGCUGUAACUGUUAGAUACAUUUUCGCAGUGUUAACACUUGCCCUCUUUGUUUCUUUUGCAAAUUCCGCAAACAAUUAUUACUCAUCCGCAAGAGUCGAGAGUUGUAGUGGCUGCUCGCUCAACCGACUGCCGGAUGUCAAGGAAUUUAUCUUUAAAGAUUUGCCAAACUACAAUAAUGUGGAAUUCAGACACAUACAAGGUGCAAUACCAGAGCUUGUACUAUUCAACGAACAUGAAGAGGAAGUGGAACGAUUGGUUUUGUCUAGAUUGACUCGGGAAGAAUGUAAUGAACUAUUAGUUUCUAAAGGUUUCACUAAAAAAUCCAAAGAUAAUAAGGACGAAAUGUAAAUCUUCAAGUUGUAAUGUAUAUUUCUGUGAAAAAACACUAGCCUAGUCAUAAAUAACUCUAGAAGAAGAGAUUAUUUCUAAAAAAUUAACUUUAAGUGCAAAGCUUGUUCAAUUAUGUUUUGUGCUUACAAUUUAUAUACAUCUAUCUUUA
Molecule: messenger RNA, 583 nt
Organism: Camponotus floridanus (Florida carpenter ant)
Lineage: Eukaryota; Metazoa; Arthropoda; Insecta; Hymenoptera; Formicidae
Product: selenoprotein M-like
Exons: 4
Coding region: 64-432 (122 amino acids)
Cellular component (GO): endoplasmic reticulum lumen
Molecular function (GO): oxidoreductase activity
Source: RefSeq, a predicted model, not a curated record